Lindgomyces ingoldianus is the source of this 3156-nucleotide messenger RNA. RefSeq lists its product as uncharacterized. Gene Ontology annotation, biological process: DNA replication; chromosome segregation; DNA topological change. The record is from RefSeq and is a predicted model, not a curated record. Gene Ontology annotation, cellular component: chromosome; nucleolus. NCBI's taxonomy places the organism in Eukaryota, Fungi, Ascomycota, Dothideomycetes, Pleosporales, Lindgomycetaceae. Gene Ontology annotation, molecular function: DNA binding; DNA topoisomerase type I (single strand cut, ATP-independent) activity. The coding region runs from base 122 to 2845 and encodes 907 amino acids. The transcript is spliced from 5 exons.
UCGCCUUCAUUUUGUCCCCGCUCACUUGCGGCAGCUAGAUUCAUCGGUACCGCACAAGACAGCUGAACACAGUCGCUUGGUUUUUCAUUACCCGCUUCCGCAGCGGUACCCGCCCGCCGCCAUGUCUUCGUCCGACGAUGACACCCCUCUUGUCAAAAGCAGAUCGAAUGGAGUGAAGUCGCAGGAUCGCAUAUCGAAGAAGACCGACCGGGCCUUGGACAAGCAAAUCCCGUCAAACGGUCAUGUCGAGCCUGGCAUCUCCAUUCGGAUGGGUCCGGUCGAGGACAUGGACAUCGACGCACCACUUACAAAUGGAAAUGUCAACGGGAAACGGAAGUCCCGAGGCAGCAUUGCGAAUGGGAAAUCGUACAAGGACGCUAGCAGCUCGGAUGAAGAUGACAAACCUCUGAGUAAGCGAAGAAGGACCUCUCAGCAAGCCAGAAAGCCUGCGCAGGACUCGGACUCGGAGCUCAGCGACGUGCCGCUGAAGGCCCGGAAGCCACCAAAAGCGACUGCUGCCCAAAUUGGCGAAUCCUCUGACUCGGACGUUCCUCUAGGCCAAAAGCUUGUCAAGGAAAAGGCAGCCAUGGAGCGAGCCGCAGCAAAGGAGGCCCAGGCUAUCCGGAAGAAAGAGAAGGCCGCAGGCAGCAAACGCAAGCCGAGAGUGGAGAGUGAGAGUGAUGAUGACAUUCCUCUCGCGAAGAAGCAGCCCGCAAAGAAAUCUACAAAUGGUAUCAAAAAGGAUGAGUCCGACUCUGAUGUCCCUCUCAAAAAGAAAACAGCUCCAGCUUCUAAGAAGGGUAAGGCGAAGGCCGAGUCAGCCACCCCAGCUAAGAAAGCCAAAGGAAAGGCCAAGGAGGAAGACACCGAGCAAGAUCGUGAAGCCGAAGAGGAAGAAGAAGAGUACCGAUGGUGGGAGGAUCCAACCAAAGGCGAUGGCACCAAGAAGUGGACUACUUUAGAGCACAAUGGUGUUGUCUUCCCACCAGAAUACGUGCCCCUCCCGAAGGACGUCAAGCUCAUCUAUGACGGUGUCCCUGUUACACUUCAUAAGGAUGCCGAGGAAGUUGCCACUUUCUACGGAAGCAUGCUUAACUCAACGCACAACGUUGAGAACCCUACCUUCAAUAAGAACUUCUUCGACGACUUCACCGCGAUUCUCGACAAGACUGGCCAUGGCAAAGAUGAGGAAGGCAAGACCGUCAAGAUCAAGAAAUUCGAGAAGUGCGACUUCAAGCCAAUCUUCGAAUGGUUUGACAGUGAGCGAGCCAAGAAGAAAGCGCUCCCUGCCGCUGAAAAGAAGGCACUGAAGGCGGAGAAAGAUGCAGCUGAAGCGGAUUACAUGUACUGCAUAUGGGAUGGUCGCAAACAGAAGGUCGGAAACUUCAGAGUCGAGCCCCCAGGGCUUUUCCGUGGUCGUGGCGAGCACCCUAAAACUGGCAUGGUAAAGAAGCGUGUCGGGCCAGAACAAAUCACCAUCAACAUCGGUAAAGGGGCCAAGGUCCCCGAGCCACCAGCAGGUCACCGCUGGAAAGAAGUCAAACACGAUCAAGAAGGAACAUGGCUCGCAAUGUGGCAAGAGAACAUCAAUGGCGCUUACAAAUAUGUCAUGCUUGCUGCCAACUCGGACAUCAAGGGCCAGAGUGACUACAAGAAGUUCGAAAAAGCCCGUGAACUCAAGAAACACAUCGACCGCAUUCGAAAAGACUACCAGAGGGACCUCAAAUCUGACAAGAUGGCCGAUCGUCAGCGCGCCACAGCAAUCUACUUGAUUGAUCAGUUCGCCCUUCGUGCUGGGAACGAGAAGGGCGAGGACGAGGCAGACACAGUCGGUUGCUGUUCUCUGAAAUUCCAGCACGUUACCUUGAAGCCGCCGAAUACGGUCAUAUUUGAUUUCCUAGGCAAGGACAGCAUUCGCUUCUAUGAUGAAGUCCAGGUCGACCCCCAGGUUUUCAAGAACUUGAAGAUCUUCAAGAAACCUCCGAAGACAGCUAAUGACGAUAUUUUCGAUCGUCUGACGACCUCUGCUCUCAACAAGCACUUGAACAGCUACAUGACCGGCUUGACCGCCAAAGUGUUCCGUACCUACAAUGCCUCUUGGACUAUGGCUAGGCUUCUUAGGGAGAUGAAGUCGACUGGCACGGUCCCAGAAAAGGUCAAGGACUAUAACAACGCUAACCGCGAAGUUGCCAUCCUCUGUAAUCACAAGCGGACCGUCGCAGCUAGUCACGCUGGCUCUAUCGAGAAGAUGCAGGAGAAGAUAAAUGGGCUCCGUUAUCAAGGGUGGCGAGUGAAACAGAUGAUGAUCGAUGUCGAUGCGAAGAUAAAGAAGAAGAAGGGUGCCGAGUAUUUCGAGCUUCCGGAGGAUUUGGAUGAGGACUGGGUUAGGCAGCACCAAGAGUUCCUUGUCGAAGAACAACGCCAAAAGAUCCAAAAGAAGUUUGAGAAGGACAAUGAGAAGCGUAAGGCUGACGGCGAGAAAGAGAUGAAGGCCAAGGAACUCGACGAGCGCCUCGAGGUCGCUGAGGAGCUGGCAGCGAAGUUCAAGAAGGAGAACAAGACGGGCAAAGUCGAAGCUGAAGGCAAGGGUCCGACCAUCGAGAAGCUGGAAGCCAACCUCGACAAGCUCAACCAGCGAAUCGAAACGAUGAAAGUCCAAAUGGAGGACAAGGACAACAACAAGGAGGUAGCUCUUGGUACCUCCAAAAUUAACUAUAUCGACCCCCGUCUUACUGUCGUCUUCUCUAAGAAAUUCAACGUCCCAAUCGAGCGAUUCUUCUCGAAAACCUUGCGCGAGAAGUUCGAUUGGGCAAUCAAAUCCGUGGAUGAGGACUGGGAGUUCUAGAAACGGAAAUGCAUAGUCUUCAGCCGUUUUAGUUGAAUUAUGUUCGGGCUGGUUGGGUUUAGAACCGAUCUUGAUGGGGUGAUCAAAAAGGCGGCAGCACUGAUUUUUAGUGGGGCCUCCUGGAGUGGAGUCUUGCAUUCAUCAAAUUUUCUGGCUGGCUUUGUCAUGCAUAGCGAUGCGGUCUCAGUCAAUCAUCUGCCCGACGAUACGCACACUUUACUUGCCCGUACUAGAACUUGCGUAUCUGGAUUCAUACAAAAUAAUUGCCUUAACUUUUUGCGAUAUAUAGCUUGAUCCCCUCCUAAUGAGAC